UCGGCCGGUCCCGGUCGGUUCCUCCCGCCUGUGGGGCCCCGCUCCCGCCUCGAGCCGCCGAGAGCCCUCAGGACCCCCCUCGGGCGGCCCCUCACUCAGUCUCCGGGCCGGUCGCGGUCCCCUCCCGCCCCCCCGGCCGUCCCGGCGGCCAUUGCUCCAAGAUGGCGGCGGCGGCGGCGGCGGCAAUGCAGCUGAGCUGGGCUGGAACCACCCACCCGGAGCUCCCACAGCAGCCUCAGAGGAUGCCCUGGAAGCCCAGCUAGGGCCGGUCUUUGGCCUCAUGCGUCUCACCCGCUGCCAGGCUGCCCUGGCAGCCGCCAUCACACUCAACCUCCUGGUCCUCUUCUAUGUCUCGUGGCUGCAGCACCAGCCCAGGAACUCCCGGGCCCGGGGUCCCCGCCGUGGAGCUGCUGGCGGCCCCCGUGUCACCGUCCUGGUGCGGGAGUUCGAGGCCUUUGACAACGCGGUGCCUGAGCUGGUGGACUCCUUCCUGCAGCAGGACGCAGCCCAGCCGGUGGUGGUGGCCGCGGACACGCUCCCCUACCCGCCCCUGGCGCUGCCCCGCGUUCCCAACGUCCGCCUGGCGCUGCUCCAGCCCGCCCUGGACCGGCCUGCCGCAGCCUCGCGCCCCGAGACCUACGUGGCCACUGAGUUCGUGGCUCUGGUGCCCGACGGGGCGAGGGCCGACGCACCGGGCCAGCUGGAGCGCAUGGUGGAGGUGCUCCGGGCGGGAGGGGCACGCCUGGUGGCCGCCCCCGUCGCCUCGGCCAACCCUGCCCGGUGCCUGGCCCUGAACGUCAGCCUGCGGGAGUGGACGGCCCGCUACGGCCCGGCCCCCUCCGCGCUCCGCUGCGAUGCCCUGGACGGAGACGCCGUGGUGCUCCUGCGUGCCCGCGACCUCUUCAACCUGUCGGCGCCCCUAGCCCGGCCGAUGGGCACCGGCCUCUUCCUGCAGACGGCCCUGCGCGGCUGGGCGGUGCAGCUGCUGGACCUGCCCUUCGGCGCGGCGCGCCAGCCCCCCCUGGCCACGGCCCACGCGCGCUGGAAGGCAGAGCGCGAGGGGCGCGCGCGGCGGGCGGCCCUGCUGCGCGCGCUGGGCAUCCGCCUGGUGAGCGGGGAAGGCGGGCGCCUCGAGUGGUUCGGGUGCAACAAGGAGACCCCGCGCUGCUUCGGGACGGUGGUGGGCGACACGCCGGCCUACCUCUACGAGGAGCGCUGGACGCCCCCGUGCUGCCUGCGCGCGCUGCGCGAGACCGCCCGCUACGUGGUGGGCGUGCUGGAGGCGGCGGGCGUGCGCUACUGGCUGGAGGGCGGCUCGCUGCUCGGGGCCGCCCGCCACGGGGACAUCAUCCCAUGGGACUACGACGUGGACCUGGGGAUCUACCUGGAGGACGUGGGCAACUGCGAGCAGCUGCGGGGCGCCGAGGCCGGCUCGGUGGUGGACGAGCGCGGCUUCGUGUGGGAGAAGGCCGUGGAGGGCGACUUCUUCCGCGUGCAGUACAGCGAGAGCAACCAUCUGCACGUGGACCUGUGGCCUUUCUACCCCCGCAACGGGGUCAUGACCAAGGACACGUGGCUGGACCACCGGCAGGAUGUCGAGUUCCCCGAGCACUUCUUGCAGCCUCUCGUGCCCUUGUCCUUUGCUGGCUUCGUGGCGCAGGCGCCUAACAACUACCGUCGCUUCCUGGAGCUCAAGUUCGGCUCCGGGGUCAUCGAGAACCCCGAGUACCCCAACCCGUCGCUCCUGAGUUUGGCAGGAAGUGGCUGAGGCUCCAGCGCCCCGCUCCUGGGGUCUGGAGAACACUCAUGCUCGGGGAGCGGUCCUUUGCUUUGGUGCCGCUGGCAUUCGGUGGGCGGGCCGGGGAUGCCAAGCUGCCCUGCGAGGCCCAGCACGGUCCUGGACGUCGAAGACCUGCCCUGCCCAAGAUUCCCAAGAACUUGGGUUUGAUUUAGAGCACGGACAGUUUUGUAAAGAGGAGAAAGUGUACGUGCUGCGGCCGGACUGCCGGAUUAAAACCCCAGUUCUACCACUUACAGGUUACUCGGGCCUGAGGGAGAGCCCCAAUUUCAAGGUGCGUAGGACCCCCCCAGGAACCGCUGCUCGCCCUUGCAGUGUCAGAUCACAAAGAGCCCACAGGACAUUUGGUUGCUGGGGUUGCUUCCGCCACUAGAGGGCGACUUCGUCCCGCUAUGGCGGGACCUCAGCGCCCAUAGCUUUUCCUAACUCUUGAGCCUUUGGUUUCUCUAAUCCCCUGUACCUGGUGGGACAGGAUGACUAUGUCCCUUCUUUCAGAGUGCGACCUCCUUGCCUCCUGGGAGAGCCCUGUGAGGUGCAUGCUGCUCUUAACUCCCAUCUUACAGAGGAGGAGAAAGAAGCUCAGCCCUGAGCUGCAGCUCUGGCUAGGAACCGGGUCCUGGAUGCCCGGCCCACUACUCCCUGUAACUGUUACCUCAUUGUUUUAGCUCUCUGCUCCCAGUAGCCCACUUGCCAGGCGGGAUAAAUGGUAAUCAUAACGCACGUUACUCAGCACCAUAUGGUGUGCCAGGCACCUUCUCAGUAUUCCACACAGAUUAACUGGUUGAUCAUAUUUCCAUUUUACAGAUGAGCAAACUGAGGCCAGAAUGGUAGUCAUUUGCCCAAGGCCAGACAGCUUAGGAAGUGACAGAGCAGGGACCUGAACCCAAGCAGUCUGGAGCCCACACUAAGUUGGAUACUAUGCAGGUGUCUCAGAAUGGUCUGUGAGACCGGGCCCCAGGAGGCCGUACUACCUAGCAGGUGAAGCCAUGAUGGCCUAUCUUUUGUGAUCAUGCACCUAAGGCUAAAUGCUCUUUGGGCAAGUAUCCUGAAUAUGUGUAUUUACUUAUAAAUUAUAUACAGAUACUGCUAUCAUUCUAUAGAUUAGUAAUGAGGCCUAAAUUAUUCCAUUUUAAAAUUUAAAAUAAAUAUGGACGUUUUUUA
Nyctereutes procyonoides (raccoon dog) is the source of this 2959-nucleotide messenger RNA. It is a transcript of the gene FKRP, whose product is annotated as fukutin related protein. The record is from RefSeq and is a predicted model, not a curated record. Gene Ontology annotation, biological process: protein O-linked glycosylation via mannose. The coding region runs from base 281 to 1768 and encodes 495 amino acids. The transcript is spliced from 3 exons. NCBI's taxonomy places the organism in Eukaryota, Metazoa, Chordata, Mammalia, Carnivora, Canidae. Gene Ontology annotation, cellular component: Golgi apparatus.